ACAGCUUUUCAAAUCAUUUACUGAAGUUCUUGAAUGUGGUAUUGAAUGUUUCUGAAUUUGUAUCAAAACCAGCUGCUGCCAUCGUUGACUUGCGCCAACUCCUCCAAGAGGCGACUGAAUUGCAGUUGACUUUAAGCUUCAUUUGGGUAUGGCGGCUUUUGGUGCGGCGGCUUCUCUCAAGAAUACGAUUCUGCGUAUUCUUCAAUCGUCUCGCAUUUCUCUCGUUUCCCACUCUCCACAAAUCUUGCAACCUGUCUACGACGAGAUGGAUCGAUUGCAGAAAGUUCUGCUAAAAUUGGACGAGACCAGCUGCAGCAAGAUCAGGACGGAGGUGAAUGCUGCGGAUGAACUCAUCAAAGAGGCAGUUUGGGAAUUCGAAGAUUUACUCGAAUCCCAUAUCUUACCUCAGAUUCUUCCACAGCUCGAAAGCGAGAGAAACAACUUGUCAUUCUCUGUAGAUCUGCAGAGUCUGCAACACCAUGUUGAUUGCUUCGUCGAGAUGGUGAAGAUGAUGGAGCUGGAGUACACUAAAGAAAUGAAGAAUAUGGCUGAAGAAGAAGGCGAGCCUAUUUCCUCAAGAAUCGAUUUUGGUGGAAUCAAGUCAAAGAUGGUUGGAAAAUCUUAUGCAUUUCAAGAAGCCAGAGAUAAUCUUCUUGAAGGUAAAGAUUAUUCUAUUAUUGGGAUGGCGGGAGUUGGAAAGACAACUCUUGCUAAACGUAUAUUUGAAGAUCCAUCAAUUCGGAGCCAUUUUGAGUUUCGAGCAUGGGUCAAAGUGGGCAGAAAAUGCAAACCCAAUGAAUUAUUACGCUGCGUUCUAGCUCAAGUGGAUCCCAACGCUUACCGAAUGCUUGCCCAAGGAGAUGAUGAUGAUGAGGAAUUAGUUGGACUAUUGAAAGAAAAAUUGCAGGAUAAGAAAUGCCUCAUCGUGUUGGAUGAUGUUUGGGAGGAACAAGCAGUAGAUCGCUUGAUAAAUUGCUUGCGAGAAAAGAAUACUCUUGGAGGGAUUCAGUUCUUACUUACAAGUAGACAACAUAUAACAUACAACCAGCAUGGGGGCAUGAGAUUGAGCUUGUUGAAUGAAGAAGAUAGUAAGAAACUACUUGGUGAGAAGGUGUUUAGUGAAGACGGUUUCCCUCCUCAACUUGAGAAACUGGGAGAGAAGAUUGCCAAGAAAUGUGAAGGUCUUCCUCUUAUGAUAGUCACGGUUGCAGAGCUCCUAUCAAAAGCCGACAAGACCCCAGAAUACUGGACUGAGGUAGCCUACAAACAACACAACUCACUUUUUGAGAAAGCAUAUAAUCAAAUAUCAGAGGUACUUUUCCCAAGCUAUGACUACUUACCCCAACAUUUAAAAAUGUUCUUCCUCUAUAUGGGAGCUUUCCCUCCUUAUGCUGAUCAGAGACCAUUCGAUAUUAAUUAUCUUUUGAGUGUUGAGGAAUUUCUUGAACUGAAUGAUGAAAGAACUUUAGAAGGUUUAUGGGAAAAGCUUUCUAAGUGGUAUCAUCUUAUUUUCGACACAGAAAAUUUGUGGUAUUUGAACAGAAAGUAUCGCGUGCAUUCUUGUUGGCAGCACUUAUGUAAGGUAGAAUCUAGUAGGAUCAAGUUUCUACAUGUCUUACGAGGUUGUGAUGAUGUUAUAAUAGACCAGCGCCGCUUGUGUGUCCAUUCGAACAGCUUAUUCUGCUUCAAACAAGUGUAUGAUUUGAUAAAAAGUGAUUGUGCAUCCACAACCCGUUCUAUCCUUUGUUAUGGUACUUAUCACCCAUAUCCAAUCCCAAUACAUGCCAUGGGUUUGAAGUUGCUCAGGGUAAUAUAUGCUCUUGGAGUUCGAUUUUACCAUAUCCCAAUUGAAAUUUUGAAACUUGUUUGUCUGCGGUUCCUUUCCCUAAAUUGCAACGGGGAGCUCCCACCUUCCAUAUCCAACCUUUUUAAUCUUCAAUUCUUGAUUACCAAUCCACAUAUUUACAUUAAAAAGCGUGGAGUUCAGUCUUAUAUGCCUGUGCAAAUUUGGAACAUGCAACAACUAGAGGGGAUACAGAUUUGGGGAAGCGACCUACCAACCCCUAAUACUGAUGAUGCUACCUUGAACAAACUCAUCAAGCUUGCUGGUGUGAGUGCAAACAGUUGUACAAGGGAAGUUCUCAAAAGAAUUCCUAAUUUAAAGGAAUUAGGAAUUCAAGUGGAGUUGAAGCCUUAUGAUGAUGAUGAUGAUGAAAGAAACCCAAUGAGUUGCUUGGAUUAUAUCUCCCAACUCCAGAACUUGGUCGAACUUUUCUAUUGGGUUAAUAAUCCUGUGAUAAAGUAUGAAUGUAAUACGAUUCCUCUUUCAAUGUUUCCAUCAAGUCUCAAGGUGUUACGUUUGCAUGGGUUAGGGGGGUAUCCUUGGAAUUACCUGAAUGACAUUGGUUCGUUGCUGCCAAAUCUCGAGAUUCUCAUAUUAUACAGCUACGCAUUUCGAGGCUCGGAGUGGGACAUAACAUCAGGGAGUUUUUUGAAACUUACUGAACUUCAAAUUUUGGACACCGAUUUGGUGCGAUGGAGACCUCAACGUGGAAGCUUCCCGAUGCUUCGUAGACUAGGCAUGCUGCAUUGCUACAAAUUACAACAGCUCGAUUGGCCAUAUGAUCACUCUUGGAUAGAGCUCAUUUGUUUAGCCGAGUGCAAUCCUUUAGCUGUUGCUUGUGCCAAUGAAUUAAAAGACAAGUUUUCCUUUCACCUUCUCGUCGAAUCUUCUUUUUGAGGUCAAGUGAGUCUGCGACUUGCCUAACAGGCAAAUGAAAGAGCCGAUGGAAGGAUUUUGUCGAUGGUUAUGAAAACCUGAGUGCUGGAUUGUGUUUGUAACCAAUACUGUUUGAAAGUUGGAUUAGUGUGAAAACAUUAGUCCCUUGUUCAAGGAUUUAUGUGAAAACAUGUUUUACAAGUGAAGGUACGUCGUCGUUUUGCAAUUCAGAGUUGCUUCCCCUGUUGCCGGUGAGUCUCUACGUUGGAUUUUUUAAGGCACAGAGUUGCUUCCCCUGCUUAUUGUCAUCUUAUUUUUGAGAACACAUGUUGUUAUUGUUGUCUUCUUUCUUAUUUUUAUUUCUUUGAGGUUUAGUUUACAUUUUCUUUGAAAUUUAAAAGUUGUUGGCUGAAAAGCCAUGAUUUGGUGGGAGUUUGUAUUAACAAAAUUAUUGUGGUAAUUAAGUUUGUUCUUCUCUAUUGUAAAUAAAUAACUGCAGAGAUGUUGUUGAUUUAGCUAUGAAGAGAAUCUGAUUAA
Salvia miltiorrhiza (redroot sage) is the source of this 3256-nucleotide messenger RNA. RefSeq names its product putative late blight resistance protein homolog R1A-10. Gene Ontology annotation, biological process: defense response to other organism. Lineage: Eukaryota; Viridiplantae; Streptophyta; Magnoliopsida; Lamiales; Lamiaceae. The transcript is spliced from 4 exons. Bases 149 to 2740 code for a protein of 863 amino acids. Gene Ontology annotation, molecular function: ADP binding. The record is from RefSeq and is a predicted model, not a curated record.